GGCAUUACCCACCACCCUCUCGUGGAGUACAGUCCGAUCAAGCGCCAGCGAUGAAGUACCAUUUUUUCCUGGGAUUCUUGGCAGUGGUGUCGGCCUACCCUGGAGUGAUCCACGAUGAGCCCCAGUUGGAGGAGAAGUUCGACCACCAGGCUAUAAUCGGAGAAUCAGCACACCAUCAUCAUGUAGAGCAUGAGCACGCAAAGUCACACCAGUCGAUCAAGUUUGAACAUUUCCAUCCUGUGCCUGUUUACGUAAAGAAGGAACAUAGCCAUCUGCUACAUCACCCGUUGGAAAAGGGCAAGUCUGAGCAGGCUCUGAAACAGAUUCACCCGGAAACUCAACACCAUCACGGACACGGUCUCGUGUUGGAAGACCACAGAUUUGAUACCGAACACUUCGCAGCUCAGCUACAGCACGGUCAUGGUUUAGAGCACGGCGGCUUAGAGCAGGGUGGUUACGAGCAACUCGGUCAGGGUUACGAGCACUUGGGCGGCGGUUUUGAAGGCAGCGAAGGUCUGAAAGCGUACGCAGAGCUUCAGCCAGCUGAGGGCCACUACUUGCAAAGCCACUCUUUCGGCGGAGACAGUGGAGAAGGCUACAAAUACGAAGGAUACUAACUGCAUUUAAUUUAAAACUCGUAUAACCGUGCCCAUGUGGAGAAAUCCUUAAAAGUAUUUUAGAUCUAUUUCUUGCCUGUCGAUACUAGUA
This is a messenger RNA of Hyposmocoma kahamanoa, 708 nucleotides long. It is a transcript of the gene CPG9, whose product is annotated as histidine-rich glycoprotein. The transcript is spliced from 2 exons. The coding region runs from base 51 to 617 and encodes 188 amino acids. NCBI's taxonomy places the organism in Eukaryota, Metazoa, Arthropoda, Insecta, Lepidoptera, Cosmopterigidae. The record is from RefSeq and is a predicted model, not a curated record.